Messenger RNA from Cottoperca gobio, 4137 nucleotides. It is a transcript of the gene tmem201, whose product is annotated as transmembrane protein 201. The coding region runs from base 114 to 2081 and encodes 655 amino acids. Gene Ontology annotation, cellular component: nuclear inner membrane. Lineage: Eukaryota; Metazoa; Chordata; Actinopteri; Perciformes; Bovichtidae. The record is from RefSeq and is a predicted model, not a curated record. Gene Ontology annotation, biological process: nuclear migration along microtubule. Gene Ontology annotation, molecular function: actin filament binding; lamin binding. The transcript has 11 exons.
ACAAAAGGGGAUCGCUUGCCGCGUGCGCUCUCGCGCCGUGUUUUGCGGUACCGAACACUUACGUUACAUUUCUUGUGUUUUGUUAACCAAUUACUACUACUAAUUUGGUGGAAAUGGAGGCGUUUAACCAGCUUCUGCUGGAAUAUCCUGAAUUCAUGUACAGCGGAGUAGGAGCCACCGCGUCUGUCGCUGUUGGAGCGCUGAUAUACAAAUUUGCCACCAGAAAGAAGCCGACCCAUGCAGAUGUGAACUGCUGGUUCUGUAACCAGAACUCUGUGGUGCCCUUUGGGAACAGGAACUGCUGGGACUGUCCAAACUGUGACCAAUACAAUGGCUUCCAGGAUAAUGGGGAUUACAACAAACCCAUACCAGCGCAGUACAUGGAGCAUCUCAACCACGGAGUAUCUGGUAGCAUUCCCUCUACAACCAAGACGCAGCAGGCGGUCAGCAGUCAGAUGCUCUUGUGCAGGAAGUGCAAUAAGAACCAGACAUUUGUCAUCAAACAGUUGGCCUCUUUUAUCCCAAGGGAUGAUGAAAACUACGAUGAGGAAAUUGAAGCCUAUAAGCACCACCUGGAGCAGACCUAUAAGUUAUGUAGGCCGUGCCAGACGGCAGUGGAGUACUACAUCAAAUUUCAAAACCGUCAACUUAGAACAGUGCUUUUAAACCAUCCCCUUCGACGCAGCGGAGAAUCAGAAAAGGGCUUCAUAAAGAGCUCCUAUCCUGCGUCUUCUCCCACGGGGGUCAUACUGUUACGGGCCCUCACCUUCCUGAUAUGUGCUUUUCUAGUUGCUACAUCUUUGUGUGCCUUGUCAUACCAGCUGGCUUCGCCUAGUGACCCACAGACAUUAAGUGGUGGCGUCAUUCCUCCAAAGCCUAAGCCCAACAAUGAAUCUGCCCCCACCAACGAAAGCACUGAAGGAGUGCCUGUGUGGCAGGGUUGGCUGGAGAUGCUCCCAGACGAGGCCGUAGAAAAUGCCAAGCUGUUAUGGCAGAAUGGAAAGGACAACCAGCUGGCUGUAGUCUGCGUUGGCCUGUUGACUUGUCUCACUGCUAUCUUCUUAGCAGGGUCUGUGAGGUUGAGGAGAAUUGAUGCGGUGGCCUCUGUCCUGUGGUUCCUCACCCUAUGCCUCUACAUGGCUGAGCUAUACUUGACUGAUACCUCGGGCUGGAUGGACCCAGCCAAGCUCAGUACCGUCUCCCUCUGUUGCCUAGUCAGCUUUGCCGCUGCUGUGGCAACUCGCAAACCAAUGGGUCCGAGAAGAGCCAGAUAUCGAAGAUACCUUGCAGGCAGCGCUGCAGUUCCCUCCUUCGGCAGCCAGCCUCCUUUGCUCUCUCCGGACCUGGUAGACUCCUUUGUCCCCACCAUGCCACCCAACUUCUCCAAGCUCAUCAACCGCCAACAGAGUCCUCGUGAGCGCAAGGCUUCCCCCUCCUCUCUGCCCGGGCGCCUCAGCAGAGCCCUCUGCCUUGGCACCAUCCCUACCCUCACCAGGACGGAUUCUGGUUACUUGUUCAGCGGAAGCAGACCAGCCUCACAAUACAAAGACUCUCCUCCUUCAGACUACUUUUCACUGAUUUCUGGGAGCCGUCCAUCAUCCCCGGGCCCCUCUCCAACUCCUUCAGUAGCUGGGUCAGUUACAUCCAGUUCAGGUUCUGCCAGACUACGGCGCCCCCUCAUCAGCCCUGCUCGCCUCAACAUCAGCGGCCGAAAACUCCGGCUUUUCUCAAGGGAGCAAGAACCCACGCUCAUGUCCCAGUCUGUGUCUUCGUCACAUUUCCACAUAAAUUCGGCCUCUUCCAUUUACAGUGGCUGCUUUUCACCGGACAUAUCUCCUUUCCAAAGCCAAAAUGAUUUGAGUUCUUUGUUAAGGGACGGCAGUGUGAUUGAAGAGGAAGAGAAGCAAGGCAGUUCCUCCGAGUCUUCCGCAUGCAUGGUUGGCACUACUACACAGGGACCUGAAAACACCCCUCCUCCAAAAGGUUUCAUUAAGCGUCUCAUCUGGCCUGGGCUUGUGUUCGUCAGCCUGACUUCCAACCUGGUCUUCGCCGGCUUCUACAUGUACAACAACUGGAGAUGAACUGUCAAUGGGUCUGCUGCUGUUCUCUCGUGACCUGCACAAAGUGAGUCGGCCUUUGACAACCCUGUUGCGUCUGUGAACCUGGAGGUCAUUUAGCGAUGCCAGAAAACACUAGAUCUCUGGCAGCUGCCUACUUGUUUGCUGGUGCUUAUGGAAAAUGCAGAUGUCAACUGACAGAUUUUCAAAAGGGUAACUCCCAUUAGAUUGGAGUUACGGGAAAACUGUGGCGUAAUCAGAUAUUACGCCUUUUAAUUUAUGACUGACUGCUUAUAAUAAUUGUAUUUUUAAGAUCUGACCUUGUUUUCUUUUGGUUUGUCACUGCUCCUCUCACAUGAACGCAGGUGCAAGUCUUAUUUAUUGAAAAGGCUCAAUUCUUGCACUGAUGCUGUGAACUGUGUAGUAAACAUGUACUGUUGAUUAGCUGCACAGCGGGUCAUGUCUCAUCUACCUGUACUGAUUUGUAAUGACUGCAUUACCUCUCCCAACUGAAUAACAUUUCUGGUUCUCUACAAUAGUCAAAAUUUGACCAUUAAGCAGCAUGCUACGUUUGUGGCGUAUAAAUAAAGUUUUACAUUUUAAACUUUGUACACAUUUUGACUUUGUAAUGUCAUAAUUUCACAGCAAUGGUGUUUGUUAUUGUCUUUCUGUGGAUAUUCAGCUGGGAAAGAGCGGUGUGUCAAACUCUAUCCCAUCAUGUUGUUUUGUUUUACGGUUUAGUCUUUUUGAUAUUAUGGUCAUUUUAUAUCUCAUACUUUAGUGUCACAAUCAUUCACUACAGAAAUUAUAUUUCACCAAACGUUUUCUGUUUGUUAUUUCUUCUAGAUGUCCUGUUCAGAGGUUAGUUUGUAAAGGGCGAAAUCUAUGGUCAAGUGCAAUAUCUAUAUAUUAAAAAAUAUAUAUAUAUGCCCACUACCUUUUUAAAAAAAGAAAUCACAUUUACAAGAUGUUUGCAUAAAAGUGGCACAAAACAUUCGGAUAGAAGUUUUGCUCCUCACUGAGCUGUGAACUAAUUUAUGCAGAACGUUUCUUAUAACCCAGUCAAACAUCUACACAGUAAAUUGGAUCGCACUUGUUUUUUUCUGAACUGUAUGUCCACAUUUUGUGUUUGGUUGUGUUGCAUUUUGAAUAUGUGGUUUGAAAUUGUUCUAUUAGAGCUGAAGAGCACAGAUGUUUGAGUGUGUAUUUGAACAUGACUUGCAAAACGUUGUACAUUUUGGACAUGUUAAAGAUGUGUAUUAACAGGUUAGUUGCCGUGUUUUUCUUCUCGUAAAAAGAAAAGACAAACGAGUUAGGCUUUUGGGUGUUUUUUUUCACAUGAAAAUAAUUGUAUUGUUGAACCAUGCACUUGAUUUUGAGAGGAAUUAAUUUCUUCUUUGAGGAAUUAUUGAGUUAUGUGUUUUUAUUUCUCAGACACUUAAUGCAAAUUUGGAUUUGUGGUACUUUUUUAAAGUGUUUGUUUGAAGUCGUUUUGAGCCGAGGGAUUCAUUAUUGAACUCAUGUAAAAUUAAGUUUCUGAGAACUUAAACGUGCUACUGAAAGACCUCUAAAUAACUGGGAAUUGUCUAAUGAUAUGUUUAUCAUUAGACAAACAACCGUUUAUACUGAAGAAUAGGUUUUGAAAGGUAUUGUAACCUUUAACAUGCUGUGUACAGACGUGUGUGUUUGUACUUGAUGUGUAACCUGGCGUAUGUGUUCAUUCCUCUCUGAAGAAGGCUCAUGUAAAUAUUCUUUCAACCAACUUGAAUUUUCCUGAAGACAUUUUUCAGUUAAAGACAAAAUUUAUUUAUUUUUAAAUUUUUAUUUAAAGUGUUAUGAAAGUACUUUGUGCUUUUCUCUCAAUUAUGUCAAAUCAAAGAUUGUCCAUUUCAGACUCUUUGACGAUGCGUAUACAUUUGUGUUCUCUCUCUAAUGGUUUGAAAGGUUGUUAUUCCACUGUGUUCAGCAAUGCAAAUGUUUGUCUGCAGCAGCUGUGAGAUCUGUGUGAAUGUCAGGAACAACAUUGGCUUGUUUCAUCUGGACCCAUACUUUUAAAAUAAAGUAUCUUUUUAUCCAGGUA